Acanthaster planci (crown-of-thorns starfish) is the source of this 3463-nucleotide messenger RNA. RefSeq names its product small nuclear RNA activating complex polypeptide 1 (gene snapc1). Gene Ontology annotation, molecular function: sequence-specific DNA binding. Gene Ontology annotation, cellular component: snRNA-activating protein complex. Lineage: Eukaryota; Metazoa; Echinodermata; Asteroidea; Valvatida; Acanthasteridae. The record is from RefSeq and is a predicted model, not a curated record. Gene Ontology annotation, biological process: snRNA transcription by RNA polymerase III; snRNA transcription by RNA polymerase II.
UGGAAUUAAAAGGCUUGCCUUGGAGGCCUGGUCAUGUAAGCCUAGGCUAGGUCUAGACCCCUAGAAAGGGCUCUAUGUGUACUCCUUCAUCUUUACCCCACCUGCAAUACUAUAGGGCCCGUAAAAAAAAUUCCGAACUCAUUCUAUUUGCCACUUCACGAAUAAGCCUAACAUCUGUUACUGUUAACUGUAGGUAUAGACUAUAGUCGCUAGGUCCUUAAUUUUGCCACCUAUGUCAAGCUGAUUGGUUGUCAUAGUUGAGCUAACCAUUUUAAGUGGUGAAAUAAGGGACUUGGCAACUACAGUAUAUGGUCACAGACGUCACAUUCUAUUUGUCUACUGGUAGCGACCGCAACGGACUACUGUGCAUCAUCUUCUGCGUAGGUAUCGCCGCGUGUGCAAAAGCUGGUAAACACGAUCUCGCUAGAGGGGAACCAAAACGGCCACGUUGCAUGCCUGGUACUUGGCGCCAUUGCAUUGGAGUCGUGUGUAAAUGCAUCGCUACGGUACCCUCUACCUAUCGCAAAAAGUCCGACAAAAAUCGAUCGAGUUUUCGCUGAGAUUUGUUUGAUCGAGUUUGGAGCCAAGCAGACUCCUGUGAAAUGGAGACCGUGGACUCUGAGAAGCAUACUGGGCUGAGAGAAGAUAUCGAGCAUUUACUUGAACAGUUUUUACUGACACAGAAUGUACGAUUCCAAAUGUUUGCUGAGGAGUGGCGCAAACUGAACUUCACAUUCAUUCAUUUUGGAAUCGAGAAAGGACAAGAAAAGAAAGAGGCAAUGCAGGAAGCCUUUCGGAUAACUACUGAGUACUUUCUGCCUCCAUAUGACCUGCAGUGGCGUGUUGGCGCUCUCUACAUUCUCUAUGCUUUGUACAUGACUCAGCCUCAUGUUCCCAAGUUUAAGAUCCGCAUUUCCCUAGACCAGUGGAAGAGUGUAGCAUCACUCGUUGACACCUUACAAAGUCAGGGACAUCUUGACACCCUGUAUGUGUUCCACAAAAUGACAGUUAGCAAGGCAUUCAUGUUUACUGCCAUGCCAAAAAAGAUGAUCUUCCAUGCCUCUUACAUGGAAGGAAAGUCCGAUCAGAAUCCCACUGAGCGAUGGCUUGAACGUCACAGGCACAGUCUCAUGACGGAGUGCUUUGACGACAACACACUGGAGUUGCACCAUGGACUACAUGAGCAGUACCAGAACACAAAGUUGAAACUGAGUCUCCAUGACAACACCUCCUUGAUGAUUGUGCGGGAAUCCAUCACAGAAUAUAUCGUUAAGAGAUUCGAAAAACUGGAAGCAGAUUUUGAAGCAAGCCAUGAAGUCAACCAGACAUCCAAUGCCAGUGAUUCAGAAACUGAGGAUCGGAGCUUAAAAAUAUCCCAGAUCAAAGCUCGCUCCUAUUCCACAGUUACAAAUGAAACAAGAUCAAGACGUCACCGCCAACAGACAGCACAAUCACCAUCCAUCCCUGGUCCAUCGACAGCCAAGUCCAAGGUCACGAAGAGCAAAGGUCUCCCUGGACGGAAAGGCAAGGGGAGGGCAACCCAUCAGUCCUCCAACACAGAAACCUCCGAGCAGGAUGAGAACUCGGAUGAUGAAACCUGGACUCCACACGGUGUGAAAAAACGCAAAUCACAGCCCGAAAAGAAUGCAGCCAUGUCAAGACGAUCGCAGUUGCUAAAGAGCAUUAAAAAAGUGCAGGCAGGUAUUACACGCACCACAGAGCAAGAAAUCAUCAACAGUGAGGAAGAUGGUAAUGUUGAAGGAGACUUGACCAAGGCAAAGAAGGGCAAAAGGCAUAAAAGAAAACAAUCAUCCACUGACACCAAUUCUGACAGAUUCAAGGCAACCAAAUCCUCCUCUGCUGCUGGAGGAUCAGCACGCGGUAGAGGGAGGCCGAAGAAAGCAGUUACUAACUCAAAACAAAAGCAAAACAAAUCAUCUAAUAGACCAAGCGAACAGCCAAGCCCUAAUUCCAAGACUCCUGAGAAGGAGGCAAAAUGUCCAAGAAAAGCUCCUCAAACACACUCUACUUUGUCCCCACAAGGAGAAACAACCAAGGGACCACCACCCCCAGAAUCCAACCAGAAAGCUUCCAAGGAGCAUCAUAUGGACAAGCAGACAGUAAGGAGUACAGACACACCAAAGAAAAGGAGGAGAUCAAUAUCAGAUAAUUCAACCGGUCAAAAGAGAGAUGGAUUUCAAGAUGCCACCCCAAAGAAAAGGUUGAGAAGCUCAGAUAAGGCUAAGGAUGUAGCUGCUUGCAAUAAGGAGCUCACCAAAGAAGAUGACAUAGCUCAACAAGGCAGAGUGCCCAGAAAAAGCACCAAGGACGAAACAAACAGCGUGCCUGGAACACCUGCAAAAAAGCAGGACAGUACUGCUGUAGAAGCCUCUGUUGCAAGAAACUCUGGGAAUGAGGGUCCAUCAGCCAAAGGGGAUGGUAUCCUGGAAGCGAGUUCAAGAACUCCAAAACAAGAUUCAUCACCUUCCCGAGGUCACAGGGUACCUCCCCAAGGUCAGGGGUCACCGCACCAAGAAGGCCAGAGCUCUGUGCCGAAAUCAAGAUGUCUACAGUCAGCAUCAACAAGAGGCCAGAGUUGGGCAUCAAAGACCAGGGGUAAAAGGCCAUCACCUGUAGGGGGUCAUAAGUCAGCUCCUAAAGAUCAAAGGUCAACCUCCAAAGAGCAUGGAGAUUCCCCAGGAGAGCAAAUGAGGUCACUGAGGUCCAACAUCACUCUGAAAAUGCGAGGGGGUGGGAUUGGAGCCAAGACGAGGGGUGCAAGACAAAAACGUUUGUGAAACAAAGGAACGUUUUGUAUCAUUGCAACACAUCAGCUGCAAGGCCCGACUGCUUGACCAGUCGUCCAUGCAUUCUACUUUCAAUACAUUCUCCAUUAUAUUACAUUCAACAAUGGAAAGAAAUUUUUUUGUGCAAAAUGCCUUCAUUAGCAAAUUACAUUUACAUGCCCACUUUUUAAAAGUUUAUUAAUCCUGACGGUCUUGAAACCUCCUAUUUAGAAUUAAGGCUCAAAAUGUCUGCUUUUAAUUCAACUAUGAUAUCUGGCAGAGGUCACAUUUUAUUUACUCAUCACCAUGUGAGUAUAUUGGAUUCAGCCCACGUUAAACUCUACUAGCAUAGGGCACAUUUAAAUUCAAAAGUGACUUGAAGUAAAAACCUGUCAGCAAAUUUGGUUCCAGACUAGAUUUAUAACUACCGUGACAUUCAAAUUCGUCGGACAUUUGUCAAAGGAGGUAGGCCUUCACAGGGUUAAGGGGACAAUUUCUUUUGUGAGGCAAAUUAGGACCAAGUUGUUGGGACAUUUUUCUGUCCCCAUAACGUUUUAAGUCCCCACAAAAUAGUGAAAUAUCAUGUGACCUGUCCGCGGUGUUAAUCCGCUUGCUCUAAAUGCCCCAAACCAUGGUAUACUGUUUCAAAACAAGGCAGGAUUAUCUCCACUUUUUGA